This is a messenger RNA of Stomoxys calcitrans (stable fly), 2645 nucleotides long. Its product is annotated as cytochrome P450 4d8. The coding region runs from base 1 to 2571 and encodes 856 amino acids. The transcript is spliced from 7 exons. Lineage: Eukaryota; Metazoa; Arthropoda; Insecta; Diptera; Muscidae. The record is from RefSeq and is a predicted model, not a curated record. Gene Ontology annotation, molecular function: monooxygenase activity; heme binding; oxidoreductase activity, acting on paired donors, with incorporation or reduction of molecular oxygen.
AUGUGGUCCAGAGCUCCUGAAAUUUAUGCUCGUUACGGCCUAAUAAGUAAAGGCUGGGCAUUUAAUAAUUUGAUCGUUGCCAUUGGUGAUGCUGAAUUAAAUGAACAACUUUUGACCAGUGCUACCCACAUCACCAAAUUGGAACAGUAUGGUCUACUGCUCGAAUGGUUGGGUGUGGGACUUCUGGUUAGCGAUGGCAAAAAGUGGCAUUCUCGGCGUAAGAUUAUAACACCAGCAUUUCAUUUUAAAAUUUUGGAAGAUUUCCUUGAGGUAUUCCAUAGACAAUCUUUGGUGUUGCUAGCAUGUCUGGCAGAAAAGGCCAAUGGUGCUACAGUAUUUGAUGUGUAUCCUUUAAUGUCCUUGUAUACCUUGGAUGUGAUUGCAGAAACAGCAAUGGGCUCCAAAAUCAAUGCCCAAAUGGAUAAAACCACGGAGUAUACAUCAGCAGUAAGCGAUUAUGCAUCAAUGAGAGCAAAACGUGAAGCUGUGAGCAAUAUUCCGGGUCCUUAUUGUCUUCCUCUACUGGGAUGUGUUCUGGAAAUCUAUAAAUUAAAUCCCAAAACUAUGUGGUCAAAAGCUCCCGAAAUGUAUUUCAGAUACGGUUCAAUGCUCAAGGGAUGGGUUUUCAAUCAUUUGUUUGUUGCAACUGGUGAUGCCGAAUUAAAUGAACAACUUUUAAGCAGUUCUACGCACAUUUCUAAAAUGAAAAUGUAUGGACUACUGCACGAUUGGUUGGGUCUUGGACUUCUGAUGAGCGAUGGCAAAAAAUGGCAUUCUCGGCGUAAGAUUAUAACACCGGCAUUUCAUUUUCAAAUUUUGGAAGAAUUCCUUGAGGUAUUCAAUAGACAAUCAUUGGUGUUGCUAGAAUGCCUGGCAGAGAAGGCCAAUAGUGCGACAGCAUUCGAUGUGUAUGCUUUAAUGUCCCUGUAUACCUUGGAUGUGAUUGCAGAAACGGCAAUGGGCUCGAAAAUCAAUGCUCAAACGGACAAAACCAUGGAGUAUACAUCUGCAGUAAGCGAUACAUCAGCAAUGUACCUGGUCUUGUUUUUGUUGAUAUUUUUGGUGUGGGCUUUUCUGGAGCAUGCCUCUAAAAAGUGGCACAGAAUGGCUGUUAGCAAUAUUCCUGGGCCCUAUAAUUUUCCCCUUUUGGGAUGUGUGCCAGAAUUGAUAAAAGUCAGUCCAAGAUCCAUGUGGACAAAAUUCUCGGAAUUCUGCAACAAAUACGGUUACGUUAUAAAAAUAUGGGCCUUUAAUCGUUUAUAUUUUUUAACUGCUGAUGCCGAAAUGAAUGAACAAAUUUUGGCCAGUCCAAAUCAUACUUUUAAAUUGCAACAAUAUGGACUACUGAACGAAUGGCUGGGCGAAGGUCUUCUUAUCAGCGGUGGCCAAAAAUGGCAUUCUCGGCGAAAAAUCAUAACACCAGCAUUUCAUUUUAAAAUUCUCGAAGAUUUUCUUGAAAUUUUCCAACGACAAUCAUUGAUUCUGUUGGAUUGUUUGGCAGAGAAGGCUGAGGGUCGUUCAACAUUUGAUGUUUACCCCAUUAUGUCAUUGUACACCUUGGAUAUCAUAGCAGAAACAUCUAUGGGCACCAGGGUGAAUGCUCAAAUUCAAAAAAAGUCCGAAUACACUGCGGCAGUUACGGAAAUGACCGAAUUGACAGCUUGGCGUUUUAUACGCAUACACUUGAACAGUGAUCUCAUUUACACACUGCUGCAUCCCCUAAAGAAAUUACGUCAAAAGAAACUAAUAAGCAUCAUGCAUAAUUUCACCCGAAAAAUCAUAGAAGAACGUCGUGCUGCACUGAUCGAGAGCACAAAGGAAAAUGGUAGCAAGCCUUCCACAAAUGUUGAAACUGAUGAAAUUGGUACGAAAAAACGCUCAGCUUUACUGGACGUUCUGCUGCAAUCAACUAUCGAUGGGCAACCCUUAUCGGAUGAGGAUAUACGUGAAGAAGUUGAGACUUUUAUGUUCGAAGGCCAUGAUACCACAGCAACCUGUCUGAGUUUUACCUUAUACCUAUUGGCUAGAAAUCCUAGAGUUCAGCAAAAACUUUUCGCCGAAAUUCGUCACAUAUAUGGUGAAGACUAUUCGAAACCAUUUACCCUAAUGAAUUUGAAUGAGUUGAAGUACAUGGAAUGUGUUAUCAAAGAAUCUCUACGCUUAUAUCCAGCAGUGCCGCUGAUAGGGCGUAAUCUAAAGGAAGAUUUUAAAUACACACAUUCUGUUCUGGGCAAAGGUGUUAUACCAGCUGGCACCCAAGUUUUGAUUUCCAUUUUCGGUAGCAUGAAUGAUCCCAAAAUUUUGAAAUGUACCAAUCCCAAAGAAUUCCGGCCAGAACGUUUUGAUGAAUUCGAUGCUGCCAUUAACUUCCACUCGAUUCCCUUCAGUGCUGGCCCUCGCAAUUGUAUUGGUCAAAAAUUUGCCAUGUACGAGAUGAAAGUUGCGCUGACAAAAAUUUUACAAACCUAUGAACUAUUGCCCUUUGGCGAGGAAGUCAUACCAGUUGUGAAUAUAGUUCUACGCUCUGAAACUGGCAUGCAGUUGGGUCUUAAGAAAAGGAUGACAACAUAGAUUUUAAUGUAUCGGCAAAGUAAUUUAGAGUAGUUAUUAAUUGAACAAGCGAAAUAAAAAAGUCUGAAAAAAUG